Penicillium waksmanii is the source of this 3174-nucleotide messenger RNA. RefSeq names its product chitin synthase class II (gene chsB). Gene Ontology annotation, molecular function: chitin synthase activity. Lineage: Eukaryota; Fungi; Ascomycota; Eurotiomycetes; Eurotiales; Aspergillaceae. The record is from RefSeq and is a predicted model, not a curated record. The coding region runs from base 1 to 3174 and encodes 1057 amino acids. The transcript has 5 exons. Gene Ontology annotation, cellular component: cell periphery; cell septum.
AUGAACCGUCACCCGCCAUCCAGCUUCGGCGACGAGCCGCCCUCAUACGACAACGAGGCCGCUUCAUUCCUAUCCCACGAUGAUUCACCCACUGCGCCUUCGAGACACAAUGGCCCAUCGAUGCGCCUGCUACCAACGAGCAGCAAUGUCGAUAGCGAUCUAAGCGGAAGCUACAGACCUGUUUCGCCUUCGCAAUACUCCCACUAUCAAUCAGAAUAUGCCGAAACAACUAGUCCAACCGGAGCAGUGCCCGGCUACGACAGUCGCUUCUACCAGGUACCCACAGCAACUUCACCUUCACGCCCGCCAUCCAGCUUAGGGACCGCACCCACCAUCCCCCCCACCGACUGCCAGCCUAGCAGAUACAUCAGUUUACCCUUCAAUUCCACCCCGAGUGGGCUCUCCAACACGCCCAUGGAGUCCGGGACAUCCAGCUCCAGGUACAGUGGCAGCCCUCGCCGACCACUUCCUCCUGCGCCUCUAUUCUCUGGCCCCGCCGCUUCAGCUGGAGCAGACAGUAGUAUCGAUAUUGGUGAUCAUGAGGAUCCCUUCGGUGGUGAUGGCCGGACCAUUCAUCACAACUCUCGCGGCAGUGUCCGAUCAUUCAUGAGCGAGUCUACCAUAUUGGGAGACGAGAAAGAUGCGAUGUCAAAGGUCGAUCUGGAAGAAGAGGGGGACGAGGAGGACGCCGCCAGCAUGAUUGAUCCAAAUCUUCACUAUGGACCCGCGCCCGAUAAGCAAGGCCGUCGAGGUGUCCGCUCGACUCAGAUGGUCAAGAAGGAGGUUCAGCUCAUCAACGGUGAACUGAUCCUUGAGUGCAAGAUCCCAACUAUUUUGCACAGUUUCCUUCCCCGACGCGACGAGCGUGAGUUCACCCACAUGCGAUACACGGCCGUCACCUCAGACCCCGACGACUUCACGAGCCGCGGAUAUAAACUUCGUCAGCAGAUCGGAAGCACCACUCGUGAAACGGAACUGUUCAUUUGUAUCACCAUGUACAACGAAGAUGAGAUUGGCUUCACACGCACCAUGCACGGUGUCAUGCGCAACAUCAGCCAUCUUUGUUCCCGCACCAAGUCUCGUACCUGGGGUAAGGACGGAUGGAAGAAGAUUGUCGUCUGUAUCAUUUCCGAUGGUCGCAAGAAGGUCCAUCCUCGCACUCUCAAUGCUCUAGCCGCUCUCGGUGUUUACCAGGAGGGUAUCGCCAAGAACAUUGUCAAUCAGAAGCCAGUCACAGCACACGUCUACGAGUACACAACUCAAGUGUCACUCGAUUCUGACUUGAAGUUCAAGGGUGCUGAGAAGGGCAUUGUUCCUUGCCAGGUUAUUUUCUGUCUCAAGGAGCAGAACCAAAAGAAACUGAACUCCCACCGUUGGUUCUUCAACGCUUUCGGUCGCGCUCUGCAGCCGAAUAUCUGUGUGCUACUGGAUGUUGGUACCAAGCCCGAACCCAGCGCCGUGUACCACCUUUGGAAGGCAUUCGACCAAGACUCCAACGUCGCUGGUGCUGCCGGAGAGAUUAAGGCCGGUAAGGGUAAGGGUAUGCUGGGUCUGCUCAACCCCCUGGUCGCCAGUCAGAACUUCGAAUACAAGAUGUCCAACAUCCUCGACAAGCCUCUCGAGUCCGUUUUCGGAUAUAUUACAGUGUUGCCCGGUGCGCUGAGUGCCUAUCGCUUCUUCGCUUUGCAGAACGAUGCCGACGGACACGGCCCGCUAAACCAGUACUUCAAGGGUGAAACCUUGCACGGUCAAGAUGCUGAUGUCUUCACUGCCAACAUGUACCUGGCUGAGGAUCGUAUUCUCUGCUGGGAGCUCGUUGCGAAACGAGAAGAGAGAUGGGUCUUGAAGUUCGUUAAGAGUGCGGUCGGUGAGACUGAUGUUCCUGACACGGUGCCCGAGUUUAUCUCGCAGCGUCGUCGUUGGCUGAACGGUGCUUUCUUCGCGGCUGUGUAUUCGACAAUCAAUGCGAAGCAGAUCUGGAAGACGGAUCAUACGCUUGCGCGGAAGAUUUUGUUGCACAUUGAAUUCGUUUAUCAGACUCUCAACCUUGUUUUCACUUACUUUGGACUGGCUAAUUUCUACCUCGCUUUCUACUUCAUCGCUGGUUCUUUGAGUGACGAGAAACUUGAUCCAUUUGGCCAUAACAUGGGCAAGUACAUCUUUAUUGUACUACGAUAUGCCUGUGUCUUGGUAAUGUGCUUGCAAUUCAUCAUCUCUCUUGGUAAUCGACCGCAAGGUGCCAAAAACAUGUACCUUAUGGGCAUCAUCGUGUACAGUGUGAUCAUGUUCUACACAAUCUUCUGUACCCUUUACCUCGUGGUUCUGGAGUUGAUGUCCCGCGCUGGCAUUGAUUCCGGCAAGGAGCUUACAGUGUCUAGCACACUAAUGAUGAACAUCGUCUUAUCCAUGCUUUCAACCGUUGGCCUGUACUUCUACACCUCCUUCCUCUACCUCGACCCGUGGCACAUGUUCACCUCUUCGAUCCAAUACUUCCUCCUGAUGCCCAGUUACAUUUGCACCCUUCAGGUUUAUGCCUUCUGUAACACUCACGAUGUGACGUGGGGUACUAAGGGAGACAACGUGAUCAACACAGAUCUGGGAACGGCAAAGGUCAUCAACGGCAGCACCGUCCUCAUGGAAAUGCCAUCUGAGCAACUCGAUAUCGAUAGCGGCUAUGAUGCUGCCCUGCGCAACCUCCGUGACCGCCUCGAAGUCCCUGAGCCUCCCCUGUCUGAUUCCCAGAUGCAAGAAGACUACUACCGCGCCGUCCGUACCUACAUGGUGUCCAUCUGGAUGGUUGCUAAUCUCAUCCUCGCCAUGUCGGUUUCCGAAGUUUACGGUGUUGACUCAGGCGGCACAAAUAUCUACCUUUCCAUUAUCCUGUGGUCUGUCGCCAUUCUCGCUGCCAUUCGUGCCGUCGGUUCAACUGCAUACGCUCUACUGCACCUAAUCCACAAGAUUGUGGAAGGAAAGACCAAGUUCCAGGCCGGCAACAUCUCUAACUUCGCGCCCAGUUCCUUCGGCGGUAGUUCCACUGGUGGCUCUUCUGAAGGCGGCUCUUCUAAACCAAAUCCCAUUCGGUAUAGCGGUGGUCCUAGCAUGAAGGACAGGGUUUCCGAGGCGAAGUGGGCUGUUAGUCGAGGUGUUGGUAAAAUGAUGUUCUGGCGCAAGUAG